AUAUGUGGGAGGGGAGCAUCCGCCCACAAAAGCCACAGCAAUUUUAGUGUGCCUCAAAUGCAAUUGUGCAUCAAAAAAGUGAAUUUCGGGAAAUGUCGUGAGUGAAUUCCGCCGAAUAAUCUCAUACAAAUACUUCCGCGACAGAUUAAAAAAGAGAGCGAAAUCGCCCAGGCAUGCUGGUUUGGCAUUCAUAGAUAUUUAAAUGGCAGUGGGUGGGCCCUCGCGCAGACGGAGAUCUCUGACAGACCUGCACAUAUAUCCGCGGAGGGAUAUUAGUUAAUUCCGGAUCUAACAGCAGAGAUAGGCCCGGUUUCAACGCACACGGGACCGCCGCCGCUCAACCCGAUUCACGCGGACUCGCUUGGCAUUUUGUGCUCCGUUAUUGAAGGGUGUUUUUGCAUUGGCACCGCCCUUCCUGGCGGGGUGGGUCCGUGCGUCAGAGCUGCGCCACAGUCCGCGGCCGCUGGAGCAAAUAGGCCGUCCUUCUGCUGGGCUGUUGCCUGCCUUCUGCCUGCCUUCCUCGGCGUCCGGCCUUUUUUUCCUCUUAAACAACUCCUCUCCGGGUUUUAUUAAUGCGGAAUGAGUGAUCAGAAGAAGGAAGCCAUGGCCACAGAUGAAGGGAAAGCCAGUGGAGGUGAAGGGGGUACGAAAGGGAAAAGUUCUGGAUCACAGGAUGCUCAACCGUCUCCUCUCGCAUUGCUCGCAGCGACGUGCAGUAAAAUAGGAGGUGUUGGCAGCGAGGGUCAGGCGAACACACAACAGCAGAUAAUAAUCGACCCGAACCAGGGUCUUCUUCAGCUCCAGAACCCCACGCAGCAGCUCGAGCUCGUUCCUGCACAGUUGACAGGAAACGGCUGGCAGAUCAUCGCAACUUCCCCUGCAACUGCAACCAAGGACAACAUUGGCACUAACGUCAUAACCAAUGAAGGCGUCGCGGGGCGAAAGAUCAAGGCAAUCGGCUCGAAUAAUUCCCCUGGCGCACAGCAACAGCAACAGUUUCAAAUCAUCCAGGUGCAGAAUUUGCCGAACUCGUCGGGUGGGAUUCAGUAUCAGGUCAUCCCGCACCUUCAGACCGCGGACGGACAGCAGAUCCAAAUAAGCCCCAGUAACCCUUUAAGCGUUCAGCCCGAACAGAUCCAGCUCAUUCCCACCGGAAACAACCAAGCUAUUUUGGCCACGCCCCAAAGGACGGGAUCCACCAGCAUUGUCACUCAAAACCAGUCGAUUCCGCUUCAAAUCAGGCCGUCGUUUCCUCUGCAACUGCAAACCAUUCAGGGUACGCAAACGCCUAUGGUGACCACGUUGCCUAUUAACCUUGGCGGUGUGACUUUGGCUCUUCCGGUUAUCAAUAACGUAGCAGGAGCGGGAGGUUCGGUUCAACUGGUCCAAUCAGCCGACGGAAGUAUUUCCAAUGGAAACCAGCUGAUAGCAACGACUGUCACUAGCGCAGCAGAAUCCACCGGCGUUUCGACCUGCACGACGACUGCGACGGGCACCAAUUCGGUCGUUGUGACCUCUGCGGAUGGCAUGACGUUAUCCUCAGCGUCCGAAACCCAGAAGGACGGUCAGUCGGGUGAUGCAGACGCUCAGAACUUGGCUCAGUCCAACGGCCUCCAACCUGCAUCCGAUCAGACUGGCCAGAUCCAGCAAUUUCAAAUCGUGGGGCAUCCGGUUCUCCAGCAGAUCCAGAUCCAGUCGCCCCAGCAGCAGCAGCAGUUAGUCCAGGGCUCCAUACAGAUCCAGCCCGGCCAGACUUUACAACCGCUGCAGCAGAACCUCCAGCUUCAGGCCUUCCAGAACCCCACGCAGGUUCUGAUCCGCACGCCCACGCUCACGCCGUCAGGGCAGAUCAGCUGGCAGACCGUCCAGGUCCAGAACGCAGGGAUGCCCCAGCAGCUGACGCUCGCCCCCAUGGGGUCGAACGCAGGCGGCGGGACCUACGCUCAGAUCGCCCCGCUGACGCUCGGAGGCUCGCCCAUCACGCUCACCGCGGCCCAGCUGCCCUCUGGCACCGGCGUGCAGACGGUGAACAUCGCGGGUUUGGGCACGGCUGGAGUCCAGGUGCAGGGCGUCCCGCUCACCAUCACCGGCGUGCAAGGUCAGCAGCAGGGUCAAGAUGGGGUCAAAGUUCAGUCCACCCCAGUGACGGUCACUGUGGGCAACAUCAGCAGCACGACCCUGAACGCAGUGAGCCCAGACCAGGUCCAAAGCCCGUCGGACCAGGAGGGUCAGCCCAGCAAGAGGCUGCGCAGGGUGGCCUGCUCCUGCCCCAACUGCAGGGAUGGAGAGGGGAGAAACAACAGUGACCCCUCCAAGAAGAAACAGCACGUGUGUCAUAUGGAGGGUUGCGGGAAGGUUUACGGCAAGACGUCUCACCUGAGGGCUCACCUGCGCUGGCAUACGGGAGAGAGACCGUUCGUCUGCAACUGGAUCUUCUGCGGGAAACGCUUCACCAGGAGCGACGAGCUACAGCGGCAUCGCAGGACGCACACAGGUGAGAAGAGGUUCGAGUGUCCGGAAUGCUCCAAGAGGUUCAUGCGCAGCGACCACCUUUCAAAGCACAUCAAAACCCACCAGAACAAAAAAGGUGGGGCGGCACUUACCAUCAUCACCACAGAUGAAAUGGAGGAAGAGGUGGACGAGGUCCUGGGCUCGCCGAGGAUCGUCACCGUGGCGUCGCUCUCGCAGGAUUCGAACCCGGCCACGCCCACGACUUCAAACAAUUUAGAGGAGGAGUUUGAGUAGCUUUCCCUCCAAAUAUUAUCGUCUAAAAGCACCACGAUAUUGUUUGUUCUUCUGUUGGUUUGUUUAUGUUCUUCAUUCUUUUUCUAUUGACGAUGGACAGCUGUUUGAGCGUACUCGAUUUUUCAUAUGGAAGUUUAAUACUAUCAAAUAUUAUGACAAAGAAUAAUCUAAAGGAAAUAUGGAAAUAGUAUGAGCAGUUAAGAGACAUAACAUGCGCGUUGAACGAAGACGUUUCGAGUAGCACAAGAAGUACUAAAGUUCCCAGAUGCUCCGGAAGAUGUCGCUAUGCACAAAAAUGAUAUUUAUCUGUUUUCGCAGUGGUUACGGAUUAAAUACACAGUCGGGGAUGAGAAUCUCGGAGCUUUACGCAUUGGUCUGUGGGUUUGCGUACGAUCAGGCUAGAAAGAUGAGCUGCGAACAGAUCUUUAGUACACGUUUAGAGCCUCAGCACAAGCUUGAAGAGCGACGCCGUCUGA
Molecule: messenger RNA, 3221 nt
Organism: Rhinichthys klamathensis goyatoka
Lineage: Eukaryota; Metazoa; Chordata; Actinopteri; Cypriniformes; Leuciscidae
Gene: sp4
Product: sp4 transcription factor
Exons: 6
Coding region: 580-2745 (721 amino acids)
Biological process (GO): regulation of transcription by RNA polymerase II
Molecular function (GO): RNA polymerase II cis-regulatory region sequence-specific DNA binding; DNA-binding transcription factor activity, RNA polymerase II-specific
Source: RefSeq, a predicted model, not a curated record